This is a messenger RNA of Musa acuminata subsp. malaccensis (wild Malaysian banana), 1397 nucleotides long. Its product is annotated as receptor homology region, transmembrane domain- and RING domain-containing protein 1. Lineage: Eukaryota; Viridiplantae; Streptophyta; Magnoliopsida; Zingiberales; Musaceae. The record is from RefSeq and is a predicted model, not a curated record. Gene Ontology annotation, molecular function: ubiquitin protein ligase activity. Gene Ontology annotation, biological process: ubiquitin-dependent protein catabolic process.
CCAAACGCUAGAGGUGCGUUCCGGUGAGACGUUUCCAUGUGCACCAAGCCACCAUCGACACCGCCAUCCGCAUUCCCUCCGGUGGUGACGCAGCACACGAGCCAACCAUCGCCCCACUGAGCGAAGCGAAAGAUCGCUAACUGAAGCACACUACAUAUCACAGGGUGAUGCUGCGGCGAUGACGUCCUCUGGUCACCCCCGUCGCCGCCUCGUCCGUGGCUUUGCUGGUUUCUUCUCCUACUCUCUCUUCCUCGUCUCCGUCUCCUCCCUCCUCUGCCCCUCCGACGCCCUCGUACACCUCCGCUCCAAGCCAUUCUCCUUCACCUUCAUCGACGCGCCCGCCCGCUUCGCUGUUCCGGUCGAUGGACUGGGGAUCUGCGGAUCGCUGCACGCCGCCGAGCCCCUUGAUGCGUGCUCUGUUCUCAGGACUAACUGGACUGCCGUAGGCGACGGCGGCGGAGGAGAUGCGAGGUUUGUUCUGAUCUCCAGGGGCGUGUGCAGCUUCGAGGAGAAGGUUAGGAACGCCCAGGAUGGUGGAUUUGAGGCUGCGAUCAUAUACGACGACCAGGAGAAGAGCAGUUUGUACUCCAUGGUUGGAGAUUCUGCUGGCAUACAUAUACAUGCAGUUUUUGUUUCAAAGAUGGCAGGUGAGACUUUAAAGAAGUUUGCUCGAGGUGAAAAGGGCGAAUGUUGUGUAGGAUCUUCAAUGGACGAGACUGCCGGAACCAUCCUGGUUAUCUCCUUUGUUUCUCUUGUUGUCAUAAUAAUGGUACUUGCUGCAUUUAUGUUGGCUAGAAACUGUCGGCUUCUUCGGAAUGGAGUUCAUAGUCAGCCUUCUAGUAUGAAAAGAGAAGCAGUGGAAAUGCUUCCCUGCUUCACAUUUAGAACUGCCUACAUAAAUAGCAAGCAUACAGCAGAGACUUGUGCUAUUUGCCUUGAAGAUUACAGAGAUGGGGAUUCCCUGAGAGUUCUUCCCUGUCUACAUGAUUUCCAUUUGGUGUGUGUUGAUUCCUGGUUAACGAAAUGGGGAACAUUUUGUCCGGUCUGUAAACGAGACAUGCGCUCAUGAUGAAGACUUUUGUGGGUUUAGGAUGAUUCUUCAUGAAACCUGCUCCAACCAAUAUCUUGAUGGAAAUUUGUAUUUUGGUGUCAAGAGAAGAAUAAGCACGCAUGGAGCCAAGGCACCUUGUCAUGCACGAUGCUAUCAAACAAGCAAGUGGGUGAUUGUAUUCGUCCCAACUUUUGAGCCUCGUUUUGUUUGUAUAUGUACGAGGGGAAGAAUGGGAAUGUUAUCUUUGUUUGAGAUCACUGCGCCUUUGGCAACUUGUGUUCCUGUAGUGUUUUGUGCUUCACGGAGUUGGCUUCUCUGUUAUAUGAUGGCAUUGGGCUGUCUGUAA